CAAAACACUAGUAAUCGAGAUUGCAGUUAAAUAAUUAGAAUUAAUCAAGGAUAUUAGAAUAAGUGAACAUGGCAGAUGAUGAGGGAACAGAAUGGCUGCAAGAACUGCUGCACGAUGUUCAACUUUCACAGUUUUUUACCAGAAUACGAGAUGACUUACAAGUCACUCGGUUGCACCACUUCGAUUAUGUACAACCAGAAGAUCUAGAAAAAAUAGGUUUAGGAAAACCAGGCAUAAGAAGAUUGCUAGAUGCAGUUAAGAAAAAGAGAAACACGCAAUGGAAGAAAAGCUUGAUGACCAAGAUCAGACCUGGCAGUAGCACAAAGAGUAAUAAAAGGUCUUCUCAACCAGUGGAAGGUUCUGCGGUGCUAACUUGUCUCAUUCAGGACAAAGAUGUAACAUUAUCCAUUAAAUUGGGUGAUGGUAGUUUUGGUGUAGUGAGACGUGGAAAGUGGACUUCUCCUUCUGGUAGAACAUUGCCAGUUGCUGUGAAAGUUCUGAAAGCUGAUGCUCUGACACAGCCGAGUGUUAUAGAGGACUUUGUGGCUGAAGUUCAAGCAAUGCAUACGUUGGAUCAUCACAAUUUGAUUAGAUUAUAUGGUGUAGUAUUAUCACAACCAAUGAUGAUGGUGACAGAACUUGCACCUCUUGGCGCUCUGUUGGAUUAUCUGCGAAAUCAGUGUGGUAAAAUUUCAGUAUUAACUCUAUGUAACUAUGCUCUGCAAGUAGCCACUGGUAUGGCUUACUUGGAAGCGAAACGUUUCUUACAUCGUGAUCUAGCUUGUAGAAACGUUCUUCUGAGUUCAGUGGACAAAGUGAAGAUUGGUGAUUUUGGCCUAAUGCGGGCAUUACCGCAGCAAGAAGACUGUUACGUGAUGACAGAACACAAAAAGGUGCCGUUUCCUUGGUGUGCUCCGGAAUCUUUGAAAGCGCGUCAGUUCAGCCACGCAUCUGAUGUAUGGAUGUUUGGUGUUACGUUAUGGGAAAUGCUUACAUUCGGGGAUGAGCCAUGGGUUGGACUGAAGGGAUCAGAGAUUCUACGAAAAAUCGAUAAAGAUGGCGAACGGUUACACGAACCUGAAGCAACGCCGCCAGAUAUGUAUCAACUGAUGCUUCGUUGUUGGGCUCGCGAACCUUCUGAAAGACCAACAUUCGCCUCUCUGCGAUCAUCUCUCACAGGAAUGGUUCCUGCUGUAAUGAAAGCAGUCGGUGAUUUCACGAUGGCUCGCAGAAUGACUAUAAAACAUGGCGAUCGAAUAGUCAUUUUGGAUGGUCGGCCGGAGAAUUAUUGGUGGAAGGGUCAGAAUCAACGAACUUUUCAAAUCGGGCUCUUCCCCCGUUGUUUUGUGGAUCCUAUGAGACGUAAACAGCCAGAAGAUAUUAGCAAACCAUUGGAAAAUUCAUUUAUCCAUACUGGCCAUGGUGCACCCUUUGGAAAGAGUUGGGGUAGUCCUAUUUACAUCGACGAUGUAUACCUUCGAAAUCCCAUGGAACCACCUGACGUCGUGGGGAUUACGGUACCUCCAGACAGUCUUAUCAAAGAUAAAUACUCCUGUAGUACACCACGAUCACGAAAGCAAUUUAAUUACACGAAACUUCAAAACGAUAUUGGAGCUAGUCCUGUCAAAACGACGAAUGCCUCUGUUCCGAGUAGCAGUCAAGAAGGCAGUUUAAUAGAUCUCUCACCAGAGGAGAUGGUGAACACGAAUGAAGCGCAAUCAGACACUGCCUGUCGACGAGUGGUCAAUAUCCUCGACGAGCCCAUCGAUGACAUAGAACGACAACAUCAAACGAGUUGGCCAGACGAUGAUCCUCGAACUUACGCCAAUUUUCCUGGGAACGUUGAUCCGGCAUAUUCAGACCCGUUCGACACAUCUUCGGUAUUUAUGAAGUUGCCUCAUUCGAGAUAUUAUAGCCACGUCCCGUCAGACGUGAGCAGUCGAUAUUUCAAAACUCAGACUUACGGGAAUGUACAAAAUCAAGACGCUGGUAGUAGUCAGGACAGUACAAAUUACUUCACACCGGAAUCUGGAUCGGAUGUAAACCACUACUCCAUAAAUUUGAGCAAGGAAAGCAGGAACGAUAGUAUUAAUUUAAACGUGAACGUGGACACAGAAGAAAGUAGUACGUACGGUCAGAACCAUUACAGCGAGAUCGACAAACCUAGUCCACCUAUGACGAAUUGGUCCAAUUGGCCAGAGGACCUGCAAAAUGACUCGCAGACGUACGUAAAUGUCUCUAGUCGAAACUUGCAGGCACCCGAUGCGCCUCCUCCUCCACCUGUAGCCCCCAACGAGAGUCCUCCGAAGCCGAAGUCUAACCACGACUUGGCGCAAAGUCUGAACGAAUUGAGUAUUAAUUCCCGCAACGUUUCUCCCAAGAAACUAGAUCCUGCUUUCCUAGCGGAGCUGGAUCUUCCGACCUACUCAUCUGUUAACAAGCUACAAGACAAUACGAUUCCAGCGUUGAGGCCUCCACCUCAAACUAUCAAACGUAAGUCUCCUCAGAUGGACUAUAGGAGCAGUAAUCUGCCCAGUAAAGUGCAAAACUCUUGGAUCUCCAAGAGUACGAACAUUCAACAACCACCUCGUACGCAGCCUGAACAACGUGUAUCAGAAACGACCACUGAGCAAAUGGUGGGUCAAAUAUGGCAGCAGUCUCAGGCGUCUCAGCAUAAUGCUUAUGGUAAUGCUCAGGCGAACUUGAACCUAUUACAAAUCGCGCCUAGCAAUGUGUCCAAGCCGAACUUCAAUCACGCACAGAAUUCAUUACCAACAUCCAAUCAAGCUACCCAUUUUCAAAGCCCUUCUUUGCCUACUAGCAGCCACGGGAUAACGCAGAUCCAGAACGAUCUUCAGCAAGCACACUCCAGUAAUGCCGCCUCCAAACCUCCCAGCAUGGUAUUCUCAGAGCAGGUGUACGCGGAACUGAAGCAAACAGUGCCGAACCUCGAUCAACUUUCUCAAAACGAGUUCAAUACUCUGUACAACAAAACGGUGCAGCAGAACAUCCUAAGAAACUACUACGCUGCCGGUACAUCGAGCACACCAGACUCGGCCAGCAAUCUAAGUCAUAGUCACUUUCUGGAAGGAGCUGCAGCUAGCUCUCAGGCUCGUUCUGGCCAAUCCUCAAGGAACACAUCGGCCCAGGGUCAUCCCUGUGAUUUCAGUCCUCAUCUGAAGCAGCCUCCAGUGUACAAUCCUCCUCCUCCAGCCACAUGGAGUCCCAUGAAGUCGGUCCAGAACGAGUUAGGACAGGGCCAGGUUGCAAUGAAGUCCAAUUUAGCAAGCAAUCUGGUCAACAGCCCUAAUCUACUACAGCUCACGCACACAAACUCACCUCAAGAGGGUGCUAUGACGCCGCAAGCAUCCUCCACGAGAAGCCUGCCCCCUCAGAUGACCGAGACGGUUAUUAAUACUCAAUUAGCCCCCUCCACGUCCGCGUACCCCUCUGGAGUGAGCCCCCCCUUGACGGCGGCCUCUCAGCAGCUGGUCAUGUCCCUUAACGACGAAUUUCGAGCGAACAAAGUGAUGAAGGUGCAGAGAGAAGCGGCCGAUGCAUCACAACAGGAAAUACUCACUGCGCUACAGGCAACUGGCUGGGACACCAAUCAAGCCGCCAAGCAGAUCUUGAAAGACAGGCAGGCCAAGAUUGAGUCCCUCGUCAGAUUGGGCUUGGCAGACCGACAACAGUGCGAGGGUGCUUUGAAGCAGACUGAAUACGACGUAGAUUUAGCGGCUUCCCUCUUGUUAGACCAGGUCAAAUGAAGACAGAUAUAAGAGCAGCUGUUACUGAAGAUAUUGUAAAAUAACUGUAGCGAUAUAGGUAUUAGGAAUAUGUAUUUAUAAACGAUAGCCAUACAACGCGUAAACGAAGCUACGGGUUGCGAGCAUGAUUAAAGAAGUGUCUCCUCGGAAGACGUGUUGCGUGUAUUGUAAAAAUGUCGAC
This is a messenger RNA of Eufriesea mexicana, 3948 nucleotides long. RefSeq names its product activated Cdc42 kinase (gene Ack). The record is from RefSeq and is a predicted model, not a curated record. Gene Ontology annotation, biological process: protein phosphorylation. Gene Ontology annotation, molecular function: protein binding; ATP binding; protein tyrosine kinase activity. NCBI's taxonomy places the organism in Eukaryota, Metazoa, Arthropoda, Insecta, Hymenoptera, Apidae.